UGUAAAGGGUUCUCCAUUUCACUCAGGUGGUAGAUAGCGUCUGGAAUGGUGUUAGGUGUUUAAUACUAUUUUCAGAAAACUGUGCUUCCUAAUGUUUAAACUAUACCGUUUCAUGCUGCCUUUUUUGGCCGUCAGUUGUUGGAUACCACGAGAGUCAAACAGUUUUCCGACAUCCGAGGAGCUCAAUCCGAAGGAAUCAAUUCCAGUUAAUAACAAUGACGAGAUUAAUAUCAAGAAGUCAACCGAUCAGGAUUUGAAUAGCAACUUGCCGAGAGAUGCAGCAGACGUAGUCGGAAUUCUGAUUGACGUUGUUUACAGCCUGAAUCAGACGCUUUUGUAUGGCGCUUCGUUCCUUCGAAUAAUUAAAUGGUUCCUCUUCAUCCUCAAAUUCAUCGGCUAAAGCAAAAUUAAACUCACGCUCAUCCAUAAAACAUUUCGUACUCUUUUUGUUUCAUAACGUUUCGCCCAUGUUCCAAACCCGUUUAUAUUGAUUUGUAACUUCCCACG
This is a messenger RNA of Daphnia carinata, 507 nucleotides long. RefSeq lists its product as uncharacterized. Lineage: Eukaryota; Metazoa; Arthropoda; Branchiopoda; Diplostraca; Daphniidae. The record is from RefSeq and is a predicted model, not a curated record. The transcript has 3 exons. Bases 92 to 400 code for a protein of 102 amino acids.